GCCCCCAGAGAGGGCGGGGAGAUGACACAGUUGUUCCCCCAGCCCUGGCGGGGCGGGCAGCAUGGUUCACUCCAGCAUGGGGGCUCCAGAAAUAAGAAUGUCUAAGCCCCUGGAGGCCGAGAAGCAAGGUCUGGACUCCCCGUCAGAGCACACAGACACUGAAAGAAAUGGACCAGACACUAACCAUCAGAACCCUCAGAAUAAGACCUCCCCGUUCUCCGUGUCCCCAACUGGCCCCAGCACCAAGAUCAAGGCUGAAGACCCCAGUGGUGACUCAGCCCCUGCAGCACCCCCGCCCCCCCAGCCGGCCCAGCCUCAUCUGCCCCAGGCCCAACUCAUGUUGACAGGCAGCCAGCUAGCCGGGGACAUACAGCAGCUCCUCCAGCUCCAGCAGCUGGUGCUUGUGCCAGGCCACCACCUCCAGCCACCUGCUCAGUUCCUGCUGCCACAGGCCCAGCAGAGUCAGCCAGGCCUGCUGCCAACGCCAAAUCUAUUCCAGCUACCUCAGCAAACCCAGGGAGCUCUUCUGACCUCCCAGCCCCGGGCCGGGCUUCCCACACAGGCCGUGACCCGCUCCACGCUGCCCGACCCGCACCUCUCGCACCCGCAGCCCCCCAAAUGCUUGGAGCCGCCAUCCCACCCCGAGGAGCCCAGUGAUCUGGAGGAACUGGAGCAGUUCGCCCGCACCUUCAAGCAGCGCCGCAUCAAGCUGGGCUUCACGCAGGGUGAUGUGGGCCUGGCGAUGGGCAAGCUCUACGGAAACGACUUCAGCCAGACGACCAUUUCACGCUUCGAGGCCCUCAACCUGAGCUUCAAGAACAUGUGCAAACUCAAGCCCCUCCUGGAGAAGUGGCUCAACGACGCAGAGACUAUGUCUGUGGACUCAAGCCUGCCCAGCCCCAACCAGCUGAGCAGCCCCAGCCUGGGUUUCGACGGGCUGCCCGGCCGGAGACGCAAGAAGAGGACCAGCAUCGAAACAAACGUCCGCUUCGCCUUAGAGAAGAGUUUUCUAGCGAACCAGAAGCCUACCUCAGAGGAGAUCCUGCUGAUCGCCGAGCAGCUGCACAUGGAGAAAGAAGUGAUUCGCGUCUGGUUCUGCAACCGGCGCCAGAAGGAGAAACGCAUCAACCCCUGCAGUGCGGCCCCCAUGCUGCCCAGCCCGGGGAAGCCGGCCAGCUACAGCCCCCACAUGGUCACACCCCAAGGGGGCGCGGGGACCUUACCAUUGUCCCAAGCUUCCAGCAGUCUGAGCACAACAGUUACUACCUUAUCCUCAGCUGUGGGGACGCUCCACCCCAGCCGGACAGCCGGAGGGGGUGGGGGCGGGGGCGGGGCCGCGCCCCCCCUCAAUUCCAUCCCCUCUGUCACUCCCCCACCCCCGGCCACCACCAACAGCACAAACCCCAGCCCUCAAGGCAGCCACUCGGCUAUUGGCUUGUCAGGCCUGAACCCCAGCACGGGCCCUGGCCUCUGGUGGAACCCUGCCCCUUACCAGCCUUGAUGGCAGCGGGAACCUGGUGCUGGGGGCAGCCGGUGCGGCCCCAGGGAGCCCUGGCCUGGUGACCUCGCCGCUCUUCUUGAACCACGCGGGGCUGCCCCUGCUCAGUGCCCCGCCUGGCGUGGGCCUGGUCUCUGCAGCAGCUGCAGCUGUGGCAGCCUCCAUCUCCAGCAAGUCUCCUGGCCUCUCCUCAUCCUCUUCAUCCUCCUCCUCCUCCUCCUCCUCCUCCACUUGCAGCGAGGCGGCAGCACAGACCCCUGGAGGCUCAGGGGGACCCGAGGCAGGGUCCAAGCCUGAGUGAGGGCCUGCCAUGCCUCCCCUCCUACUCCUCUGACCCCCACCUAGGUCCCCCGCCCAGGAAGAGGGCGAGGAGGCCAGCGGCGGGGAUGCAGAGGGACCUCGGAGCAGGAGUGACAAGGGAGGAAAGACCAAAAAAAUCCCAACCAACCAAAAAAAAAAAAAAAAAGGAAAGAAACCAACCAACAAAAAAGAAAACCAAAAAUAAUCACAACAGAAACCAGCUGCCCCAAAGGAACCAGAGGUGAAAAACAAACAGACAAAAAAGAAAAACCAAAAAACAAACCAAAAAACCCCCUACAAAAUCAAAUCAACCAAAAACCAGUCUCGAGCCAGACCUCAGUGUGCUCACCCUCACUGCUACGACACCAAAUAAGAGCCCCAGCCAGGGGCGGAGGAGCCUUGGCAGUUCGGACCUCACGCCACCGAGCCCUGGCUAUGGGGCCAACCCCCAACCCUGCCUCCCCCCGCGGGGGCUACAGAAGGAAAAAGAGAAUAUGCCAGCCUCCUGGCCCCAGCCCCCAGCCCUGGGCCAGCGAAGACAGGGCACAGCCUAGGGCAGACGGGCUGGGGCUCGGAACCAGCCGCCAAAUGUUCUUUUCCAGAAGGUGAAAGAGAAAGGGCCUGAACAACCUUACACCAAAUAUUCAGUAGCUUCAUCCAAAGGAUGUACAGAAUUUUUAGCAUUGUGCUCAACAGAAUGUGUCCCUAUCAUGUGUCCCCCCCUCCCUGGCCCCCCAGCUCUCCCCAUCUGGGCAGGGGGUCUUGCUUUAACCUCCUCUCUCCCCCCAGCCAGGGGAGAGUUCAGGGGAAGGCCUGGGGAUGAGGUUUCAUCCCCUGUCCUCCCCUUCUUCCCCUUUGAAGGGUGGGCUAGGCCAUUUUGCCAAGUUCUAGCUCUCACAAGUCCCUCCUCAACCCUGUCUCCUUCUCUGCUCUGGAAUCUACGCCCUCCCCGGCCCGUGGGAAGGUGGACAUUUCAGACAAGAGGGGAUGAGGUGAGGCCAUUCAAGUUGUCUUUUUUUCCAUCUUGUCUGUCAGUUUCCCUGAAAAAAAAAUUUCAUAUUCCAGUGCCUAUCCGUGGGAUCCUUCACGUUCUUUGACAUUAACCAGAAACCAAAAAGAGAACUCGCCUCGCUCUUCCCACCCUGUGCCCCUCUGAUACUGGCGAAUGCCUCUCCUCCCCCACACGCACACACGCACGCACCCUGGUAGUGGGGGUCGUCGAGACGGCAUCCCCAUCAGGGUCCCCGUGGCAGGGACAGUGCCAUGACCUGUGGUCCCCAUCCGAGAGGGCGCGGUGGUGGUCACCACUCCCACGAGACCUCCACCAGUCUUGGCUGAACCCUGUGUGUGUCCAGCCCUGGACGCGCCUCGGCAGGGGACGGAGGAGAGACGCCACCGGGAGCCACCUUGCCCUCCUGCCGUUGUGGAGGCCAACAAAGUUUUGAACCAAAAAACAAAAACAGAAAACCAAACAAACAAUAAAUUUAAACUAGAAAAGAAAAAGAAUUUAUAGAUAUAUAUAUAUAUAUAUAAAAGGGAAAGAAGACAAGGACUCUUCGAGAAGAAGAAGGAGCCGCGAGGUGGAGCCAAGCCCUUGGUCCCCAAGGCGGAUGGAAGGACGGAUGCUUCUUUCUCUUCACAAAUACCUCAUGGACGUCGUCUUUGGGAAAGCCGGAGGGGGCGGCUGGGGCAGGGCCUGUCCCUGCCAGGGCGGAUGGAAGCGGGUGGGCUGGGCUGAGAGAGGGUGUCAGGGACAGGGGUGAAGAGCCCCAAACUCCCCGCCCCCCCAAUCAACUGAAAAAGCUUUAAAAAAAAAAGACAGGAAAAAAAAAAAGGAGUAAGAGCAAAAAGAAUGGACGAAGGAAAACUAACAACUGUUGGGUGGUUUGAUUUCUUUUGAUUUCUUUUUCUGUUCUCUUCUGUCCUCUCUCCUCUCUGUCUCCCUCUUCUUUCUCUCCCUUCCCUCUCCUUCCUCUUCCUUGGCUCUUCUCUCACCUCUCUCAACCUCAUUCUUUCUGUGUCUCUCCUCAAACCAAAGUGUCGCUGUGAAGGACGCGAGCCAUUGAAGUCUGAGUGGAGCCCAGCGGCCGCUGGGCCUGAGCAGAGGGAGGGGAAGCCGGGUGGCCUCCCCUUUCUGCUGGACACUCCGGGGAGAGCAAGACGGAGCCCCAGGCCUCAGCGUUCUCUUUUUUUCUUGUCUCCCUUCUCCCACCCGGGAAAUGAAACUGUUGGGCUGGGCCAUGGAGGCAGCAGAGACUCGGCCGUUGCAGGGACCUCCGGGUGCCUUCUCUGGGCAGCGGUGGAGUGGCCGCCCCCCCAACCCUGGCACCGAUGGGGCCUGGCACCGUGUCGACCCAUCCUCGCCGGAAUGUAAGCAUCUCCGCCGAACCGACUCCCUGCCCUUACCCUACCUCUGAGUUUGUCCAUGUUUAUUUCCUGAAGAGAGAAGGGAUUGGCGAGAGGGCCUGGGCCCCAGCCCGAGGGUAGAGAGGGGGCCGAGGGCUCCUGACCAGAUAGGAAGGACAUUUGAGCAGAGCAAAAUGAAAGGAAUUACAACCAAAAACCCCCUCCGAGAAGACAGGCAGCAUGGAAGGCAUGGUGGAGAUGACUCAAACAAAAACUAUGAUUCUAGACCAAAAAAAAAACAAAAACAAAAAAGGAAAAAAAAAAAGAAAAUCCAGGACUCACCACCACCCACUUCGUCCUGCUUCCUCCCCGUCAAGUCCCACCACCUGGGACCUCUCCCACCCCAGUGUGGGGGAGUGGGGCAAAGAGCAGAGGAGGAAGCAGGGGCAGGGAUGGGGCAGAUGCCCUGACAUUGGUGGAGGGACCCCUGUACAGCCGGGAGUACUGGGGACCCUCCCCAUCCAACCCCCACAACUGGGAAAAGUAAAGCAAGAAAAAAGAAAAUUCCUGGGAGGGGGAAAAAAAUAACCAAAUCCCAAGCUUUAACUACAGCUGUGAAACCAAAUAUUGGGAAGGGGGUGGGAGGGAGGGAGGGGCAGGUGAGCCCCAGGUCUCCCCCCUGGGCCCCCCUCCCCCGAGGACUCGAGAUAAGGCACCAAAUACCUCAUAGAACUUUAAUGUUAAAAAAGGAAACCAAAUAUCGUUGGCUGGGGGCCAGCCAGGGCAAGGGGCUGGGGGGCUGGAGGGAGCCAGGGUUGGGAAGGUGACGGGGGAAUUCACGCCCCCCCACCCCCCUCUGCCCCUUCCACUCCGGUCCCCCUCGACUCCGGGAAACAAAACUAUCUCAUCGUUUUUAUUUUGUGGUCUGUACAGAGCCUGUGUCCGUGUGUCUGUGUGUGAGCGAGAGAGUUGGAGGGCUGGGGAGCUUUCUGUGGGGCAUGGGGAGGGAAAAGCCCCAGGCCAGGCUCUGGGCUAGGUUAGGUGUCUAAGGUGGGGGGCCAGGGGCCUGGGCUAGAAAGAGAGGAGAGAGGAGUGGAUUGGAGCAAGGGGGAGCCCUCUGAAUUUCUCUUCUCCCCAACCCUGACCUCCUGCAUAAGGGAGGGACAGAGACUGGGUCUACCCUAAUGGUGGGCCUUUUAAUUGUGCCAAAAAAAAAAAAAAAAUGCCAGUAACUAAACCACCUCUCUCUGUUCUCUUCUGGGGGGUGGGGUCGGGAUGUGUGUGGGGGUGGGUAGGGAUAGGGGAACCCAAGCCCUUGUAGGAGUUGGGGCUAAGAUCAGGAGGAGGGGAAGGAUGUGAGUUUUCCACCCAUCUCCUCCCCGGGGAAGGCCAAGGGAGGGCCUGGGAAGAUACCGUGAGGGACUAGGCAAGUCGGGGUGACCUCCAAACCCGACUAGUUUCUCUCACCCACCCAAAGCCCAGGGUGCCUCUCUCUCCUCUAGGCCAGGGUAGGGGGAACUGAGUGAGAGAGAGAGUGAGACCGAGUGAGCAAGAUUGAGACACGCGGGCCCCCACUGGUCUCUGAGUGGGAAAGGCAAGUGCGAGAGAUAAAGGCCUCCAAGAGAAAAAAGAAACAAACCAAAGAUUUAACCAUUAAAAAAAAAAAAACCCACAGACAACUCCGCUACCUUUUUAUAUGUUGGAAAAAAAAGUGAAAAAAAUUUAAAAAUAAAAAUUAAAAAAAAUACACAAAAAACUCCAAGCCGCAGGUCCUUCAUGCGGUUUGAACUUUGACCUCAGCAGUCUCCAAAGCAAGACGACGAUGAUGACAAAGGCGGAAUAAAAAGAAAAAAUAAUGUAUAUUUUUAAGUAUUUGUCCUCGAGAUGUUAGCUCCUUGUUAAACAAACAAAAAAAAGGAGAGAAAAAUUCAGAAGUGUUGCUGGGACGGAGACAACUAUUUACUAUGUCUGUGACCCCUCCCCUCUGCCUCCCUCCCCUCCUCCUCCUCUUUCCUCUCCUCUACCCCUGCUGCCCCUCCCCCAACCUGUCCCCCAAGCCCAGGGGCUCAGUAUUUAUUUAUUUAUAUAAUUGCAGGGUGACUGGGGGCCUCUCGACAACUCGUGGAGGGCCUUUGGAUCAUGGUGGAGUGGGGAAAGGGUAGGGAAUCUUUGGGAAAAGCAGGGGUCUGAUCUUUGAUCAACUCCUUUCUGGCCUCUUGUCCCACUGCUGCCACCAUCACCUCCCAAAUCCAGGGCUGCACUAGGGUAAGGUGACCACCCUCCCUUGGAAAGGUCUGCUUGGCUCAGCCUUUUCUGGUGUGGGGUAUCUCACCUACUCACUUGAAGAACCAGGUUGGAAUGAGGGUGAGGGAAGUCAGAGGGGGUGGCAAGUAGUGGGCAAGGGAGACCCAAGAAGUGGCAUCCGGAAAUCGAGGAGGCCCUGGAGUAGACCUGCCCUUCCUACAUUCCCACCGAGUUCGCCCCCCUUUCGGUUCUGACCCCUGUGUUGGUAGCCCCGCCCUUCCCAUCCUAUACCCUCGCCCUGUCUCUUCUCGUGGUAGCGGGUUAGCGUUUCAGUGUUCUUAACUCCAAUCUGCUUGUUCAUUGUACAAUGUGCUUCUUUUAAGGCCCCAUUUUUGUAACUUGAGUGUGUCAUUCAUCUGAACAACAAACAUCAAAAAAUAAAAAAUUAAAAACUGUACAGAGAGAAAUG
Molecule: messenger RNA, 6857 nt
Organism: Propithecus coquereli (Coquerel's sifaka)
Lineage: Eukaryota; Metazoa; Chordata; Mammalia; Primates; Indriidae
Gene: POU2F2
Product: POU class 2 homeobox 2
Exons: 14
Coding region: 62-1501 (479 amino acids)
Biological process (GO): regulation of transcription by RNA polymerase II
Cellular component (GO): nucleus
Molecular function (GO): DNA-binding transcription factor activity, RNA polymerase II-specific; RNA polymerase II cis-regulatory region sequence-specific DNA binding
Source: RefSeq, a predicted model, not a curated record